GCCUUCAUGAGGCGGAAUGUCGAUCCUUUCGUAAGUUUGCCGGACUCGGAGUUUGUCAAGACAUUUCGCCUCAGUAAGGAUGUGGUGAAGGAGAUUGCCGCGGAUUUAACUCCCCUGAUAGCCAAAGAACGCAGGCAAGAUGGUAUAUCUGUUAUGAUGAAGAUACUGAUUGCAUUAACAUUUUACGCAACGGGCUCCUACCAAACUUUGGUUGGCCAAAGUGCGAUACAUAAUGUAUCCCAAAAAACAGUUUCAAGGGCAUUGAGGCAAGUGACUGCGGCAUUGAAUGAUGCCAGGAUAAUACAAAAAUAUUUAAAAUGGCCAAUGCAGUCAACUGAACGGACUGCAAUCAAAGCAAGAUUUUAUGAAAUAUUUAAAAUCCCAGGGGUACUAGGCUGCAUUGAUGGCACACACAUAGCCAUUUUAAGACCCAUUGAACAUGAGGAGCGGUAUUUUAACCGAAAGGGAUAUCAUUCGCUUAAUGUUAUGAUUUAUCCUGUUUUUUUACAGAUCUGCGACUCUGAGCUGAAUAUUUUAUGUGUGGAUGCUAGUACCCCGGGUUCAGCCCAUGACUCCAAUGUGUGGCAAAGCCAUCCACUGUGUCAGCACUUGACAGAGGCGGCUAGGAAUGGUGACCAUGUGUUUUUAUUAGGUGAUAGCGGCUAUCCCUUAAGGAGGACGAUGGUCACCCCAAUUUUAAAUACAGUGGAAGGCACACCCCAACAUAAUUUUUAUAACCUCCAUGUGACUGCACGUAAUUGUGUGGAGCGCUGCAUUGGUGUACUGAAGGCCAGAUUCAGAUGUCUACUUGCGGCACGUGCCCUCCACUAUGACCCAAUCAUGGCAGGGAAAAUAGUCAAUGCAUGCUGUGUUUUGCACAAUAUAGCAAACAAAACUGGUGCACCCGUGCCAUUCCUGACACCAGAGGAAGUUGAAGCCGAAAAGCAAAGGCAGCAUCAGGUUGGCAAUCAGUUGACGACUGAGGCUGGCAUUUUACUUAAUGCCAUCAACGAUGAUCAACGCAAUCGUCGUAUUAAUAGGGACCUGUUAGAAGGACGGGCAUUUCAGCAGGCGCUCGUUGAUAGGCUGUGGAGAGAAAGGUAUUAAUGAACAAUAAUCGAAGAAUAAUCAUUUUAAUAUUAUUUUAUAAUAAUGUGAUUAGAGUAAUAAAUAUUUUUUAA
Molecule: messenger RNA, 1181 nt
Organism: Plutella xylostella (diamondback moth)
Lineage: Eukaryota; Metazoa; Arthropoda; Insecta; Lepidoptera; Plutellidae
Product: putative nuclease HARBI1
Source: RefSeq, a predicted model, not a curated record